Messenger RNA from Xenopus tropicalis (tropical clawed frog), 954 nucleotides. It is a transcript of the gene t2r6, whose product is annotated as bitter taste receptor 6. Gene Ontology annotation, molecular function: G protein-coupled receptor activity; bitter taste receptor activity. NCBI's taxonomy places the organism in Eukaryota, Metazoa, Chordata, Amphibia, Anura, Pipidae. Gene Ontology annotation, biological process: sensory perception of taste; G protein-coupled receptor signaling pathway. The record is from RefSeq and is marked provisional. Gene Ontology annotation, cellular component: membrane.
AUGUCAUAUUUGAUUGAUGAUGUUCUCUCAACUGUUUUUUCAGUAACUGCCGUUCUUUUGGGGCUGGCAGUAAAUGGAUUUAUCCCACUUGUAAACAUCAAAGACUGGGUCACAGUGAGGAAGAUGAAGCCCUCUGACCGGAUCUUAACGGUUCUGUGUUCCACCAGAUUUUUAUUGCAAUUUACGUUUUUUCUGGAACUUACGGGCAUUUCUUUUGGCCUGAUCCCAUUGUCGGCCUAUGCUGCCUACUGUAUCACUUAUGUGGUGGAGCUUUUCCUCGACCUGUUCAGUCAUUGGCUCAGUAUGUGGCUUUGUUGCUUGUACUACGUGAAAAUCACAACCUCCAAACAUCCAUUGAUCCUCCACCUGAAGUCAAGGAUCCCCGGCAUCACCAAAUAUGCUCUCCUCCUCUUUGGGUUCCUUUCCUUCCUAACAGGACUUGUAUAUUACGUGAGCGGAGAUGACAUCUCUUGUCUACACGGCGUCAGCAAGAAUUUGACAGCAAACAGAACCUUUGAAAGCCUCCAAGAACGGUUGAUGAUCGCGUAUUUCUUUGGCCAAGCGUUUCCUUUUAUGAUGGAGAUGAUGUCGUCGAUGUAUCUCCUCUCGUUGUUGGUUUCCCACGUGAAACACACCAUGAGCAAUUUUUCCAGUUUUAAGGCACCCAGCAUGGACGCCCACUGGUCCCUAAUUCGAUACAUUCUUCUACUGUAUUUCUUGUCUGCCUGUAAUUUAGUUGGUAACUUGCUCCUGUGGCAAGUAACAUCUCAUUCUAUUGGGCGUUCAGUUGGUUACUUUAUUAUCUUCUCUUAUCCUUCCUUCCAUUCCAUAACUCUUGUCCUAUGUAAUCCCAAGCUGAAAAGGGAAAUGGUAAAAACCUUCAUCUGGACAAGAAACGUACUUUGCUGUUUUCGAGGAGACGGAGGAUUCCGGACUGAGACUGUUGCCCAGUGA